AUGUACAUCAACUCUGCCAACAACUCCACCCUGUCCUCGUCAGAAAGCAAUGUCAUCUGGAAGCAAACGGCCGAAGCCCUAGCAUUCAUCCACUCCAAGUACAUUGUCCACGAUGACGUUAAACCUGAUAACAUUAUCUUUGCCCCUGUUCCGCAACCACGAGCGGUGCUCAUCGACUUUGGAGCCGCUCUCAUCAACCCCUCAACAUUACCUCUGAAUGGAUGGACGCCCUCUGGAACACCGCCAUAUGCACCUCCAGAGUUCUUCCAGAAGUGCAAAGACUUUGCAGGCGAUAUCUGGAGUCUUGGUGUGACGAUGUUGUUUUGCUUCGGACAUGUUCCACUGCCUGCCGGAGAUUGGAUUCUACCGCACGUUUUUGAAGAUGAGGAUGUGAAGUCGGAGAUGGUGGCUUGGUUGAACGAGAUCGAGGAGUUGAGAAGCACUGUUGGCGAUAAGGGCAAUCGAUUGUUGGUGGAGAUGCUGAAUUCGGAUCCUUGUGCGAGAAUCAAGAGCGAAGAGCUCUCAGUACGUCUUAGUGUAUAG
Messenger RNA from Colletotrichum spaethianum, 543 nucleotides. RefSeq names its product maternal embryonic leucine zipper kinase. Gene Ontology annotation, molecular function: protein serine/threonine kinase activity; ATP binding. Gene Ontology annotation, cellular component: cytoplasm; nucleus. Gene Ontology annotation, biological process: protein phosphorylation; meiotic recombination checkpoint signaling. Bases 1 to 543 code for a protein of 180 amino acids. The transcript has a single exon. NCBI's taxonomy places the organism in Eukaryota, Fungi, Ascomycota, Sordariomycetes, Glomerellales, Glomerellaceae. The record is from RefSeq and is a predicted model, not a curated record.